AUGAGAACCAUUUCGCUGGACUCCAACAGGAUGUUUCCGUCGUUCCAUGUUUUCUGCCUCAUGCUAGCGAUGACGAUCCUUUCUGCAAAAGUGUCCGCUGCGAUCGAUGCGGAAACCAUCAGAAAAGCCAAAAACGGCGAAUGGUUCUCUCUUCCAUAUGAUGAAGAUGACAGAUUUCUCAAGAUCGUGACUGUUUCAACAAUUGGUUCUGGCGAUGGCAGUUACGAGAACGCUCAAGAAUACUGUCGGAGAGAAGGUUCUUACCUGAUGACCAUUCAUUCCCAAGCGGACAUGGACAAAAUAACAGAGGUCGCAAGGAACCUGCCAAUGUAUGAUUACGUCCACUUGCUGAUGAAUUGUUUAUAUACACCGGAUUGGCAGCUGAAAUAA
This is a messenger RNA of Cooperia oncophora, 390 nucleotides long. The record is from the annotation of a GenBank genome assembly. Lineage: Eukaryota; Metazoa; Nematoda; Chromadorea; Rhabditida; Trichostrongylidae.